CAGAAACUGUGGAGAGAAGACCGCAAGAGACAGAAAGAGUGUGAAAGCUGUCCUGUGGAGGGAGAGACCGACUGUCUCAAGCAUUGAAUUAGGAUGUUUGUUCUCAUCUGGGCGACUCUGCUCUUCUCUGUGAGAGGCAGCAAUGCAGGUGCAUCAGUGAGGGAAAGACAACACUGUCCGUAUGGAUUCUGUAUAACUCUUACUGAAAGAGAAAUAACAGCAGAGGCUGGACUCUGUGUUGUGAUACCAUGCUCUUUCACUACUCCUGAUAGCUUCAUAAUCCAACAUACAGUUUGGUACAAAUGUGAACCAAAUAAACAGAGAUGUGAUGAUUCUGACAUAAUAUUCGACACAAACAAGAACAACAGAAACGUUCAGCCUGGGUUCAAAGGACGAGUGUCGCUGUUGGAGUCUGACCAGAGUCAAAAAAACUGCAGCAUCGUCAUCAAUGACCUCACUGCUUCAGAUUCUGGAUCAUAUCAACUCAGAGUUAAAGAUGUCCAGUAUUGGAAUCCAAAUGGAUUUACCUUCUCUUCUAGAGCAACUGUCUUUGUCAAAGAUCUGAGUCAGAAGCCCACAGUGAUGAUUCCUCCACUGACUGAGGGACAGCAGACCACACUGACCUGCACUGCUCCUGGUCUCUGCUCUGGAUCUGUUCCUACAAUCACCUGGAUGUGGAGAGGAACAGGAAAGAAUGACUCUCACAUUACAGGAGACAUCAUGACUGAGAAUCUGGCUGUUGUCACACAGAGACACAGCUCAACUUUGACCUUUAACUCUUCAGCUGAACACCAUGGCACCAAUGUGACCUGUAAGGUCAGCUUCACAGGUGACACAACUACAGAGGAGACGGUGACUCUGAAUGUGACCUAUAUGAAGAAACCUGGCAUCACUGAGGAUGCAACUGUUAAGGAAGGUGACACUCUGAAUCUGACCUGCAGUGUUGAAAGUUUCCCUCCGUCUCUGAUCACAUGGACUAAACUUGGCCUCAACACAAACCUACAAAAUGGAAUUGAUGCUAACUUGCAAAACGACACUGGACUAUCCACACUUAUCAUCCCUAACGUGACAGCAGAACAUUCUGGGCGUUACAUCUGUACAGCAAAGCAUGUGGACAGUACUCCGACUGUAUAUGUUGAUGUAACUGUGACUUGGUUUGCAAAGAUCCUAAAUGGCUCUGGAUGUGUGGCUCAGUCGACAGUUCUGACCUGUGGGUGUAUCAGUCAGGGGGUUCCCUUACCCAGCAUUAAAUGGCCGCUGAUGAAGAACCACAAUGAGUACUCUGUCAUUACCACUGUGUCGGACCACACAGUCAACAGCACCAUCACCCUAACUGUAAAAGACCACAGUAACACUGCUGUUGAGUGUGUCAGCAGCAAUGAAAAUGGAGAAGCAAAAGAAAAACUCACCAUCAUCCAAAUGAACAUGCCAGAACAAGAAGGUCCUGUGCAACAUUGCAGACCUGACAGCGCAGUCCUUCCCUGGGCCGUUGCUGGUGUAUCUCUAAGUGUGAAUGUCUUCAGCAUAAUCUACGUGAUGUUCCUUUGGAACGUCAGAAAAAAGGUGAAACCAAACGAGGCCGACAGAACAUACAUGUCACUGAGGAAAAUAGACCAAUCAGCAGAGUAUGAUGUUAUUGCCCCCCAUCUGAACUGA
Messenger RNA from Thunnus maccoyii (southern bluefin tuna), 1656 nucleotides. Its product is annotated as sialic acid-binding Ig-like lectin 14. The coding region runs from base 94 to 1656 and encodes 520 amino acids. The transcript is spliced from 8 exons. The record is from RefSeq and is a predicted model, not a curated record. NCBI's taxonomy places the organism in Eukaryota, Metazoa, Chordata, Actinopteri, Scombriformes, Scombridae.